CUGUGCGGGUUGCUACACUUGCCUGCACUCGACUUUCUCUUCUUGGGGCUCUCUCAGCCCCAAGUUCUGCAAGCCCCUCGGGGCCGGCUCCUGCCAUGCCGUUAGUUCGCUACAGGAAGGUGGUCAUCCUCGGAUACCGCUCCGUAGGGAAGACAUCUUUAGCACAUCAGUUUGUGGAGGGCGAGUUCCUGGAAGGCUAUGAUCCUACUGUGGAGAAUACUUACAGCAAGAUAGUGACUCUUGGCAAAGAUGAGUUUCACCUACACCUGGUGGACACAGCAGGGCAGGAUGAGUACAGCAUUCUGCCCUAUUCAUUCAUCAUUGGGGUCCAUGGUUAUGUGCUUGUGUAUUCUGUCACCUCUCUGCAUAGUUUCCAAGUCAUUGAGAGUCUGUACCAAAAGCUACAUGAAGGCCACGGGAAAACCCGGCUGCCAGUGGUGCUGGUGGGGAACAAGGCAGAUCUCUCUCCAGACAGGGAGGUCCAGGCUGUUGAGGGGAAGAAGCUGGCAGAGUCCUGGGGUGCAACAUUUAUGGAGUCUUCUGCUCGAGAUAAGCAGCUGACUCAAGGCAUCUUCACCAAAGUCAUCCAGGAGAUUGCUCGGGUGGAGAAUUCAUAUGGGCAAGAGCGCCGCUGCCAUCUCAUGUGAGCCCUUGAGCACGGGGUAGCUGCCUUGAUUCUGCC
Messenger RNA from Kogia breviceps (pygmy sperm whale), 682 nucleotides. RefSeq names its product RHEB like 1 (gene RHEBL1). Gene Ontology annotation, molecular function: GTP binding; GTPase activity; GDP binding. Gene Ontology annotation, cellular component: plasma membrane. Lineage: Eukaryota; Metazoa; Chordata; Mammalia; Artiodactyla; Physeteridae. The record is from RefSeq and is a predicted model, not a curated record. Gene Ontology annotation, biological process: small GTPase-mediated signal transduction.